Messenger RNA from Lachancea sp. 'fantastica', 2274 nucleotides. The record is from the annotation of a GenBank genome assembly. Lineage: Eukaryota; Fungi; Ascomycota; Saccharomycetes; Saccharomycetales; Saccharomycetaceae.
AUGGGUUUUGAGCGGGUGGAAUUCUCGGAGUUCGAAAUCGAGAGAACCGUGCAAAUUCCAGAGACUAAGAACUUUGAACAAUUUCAAACUGUUGACUGGAUAGAAGAGAGUCAAAGUCAAUCAAAACCGCCCUUCAAAGAUGUAGAAGAAGAGCUUUAUCUGGAAUCCAGUUGGCGGCGCUGGCGUCAGUGGCUUUGGAAUCGUCUGCGUGAAAUUAUCACACUAACAUGCAUUGCCUUACUGCUGGGGUUCAUUGCAGGUUCUAUACAGGUAGUGACAGAAACGUUGGUGAAUUGGAAGUCUGGACAUUGCAGCCGUAACUGGCUGCUCAACAAAUCAUUCUGCUGUGCUGGUGUAGUGGAAAGUCCUGACACCAAUCGACUCUUUGUUACUCGCGAUGAGCUUAGCUGCAUAAAAGACGGUAUUUGGAUAGAAAGAAAAAAUCCUUUUGCAGACUUCGUGCUGUUCAUCGUGCUGUCCCUAAUAUUUGCUUUGCUCAGUGGUCUAAUGGUGAGGUACAUUGCUCCUAUGGCUACCGGGUCCGGUAUCUCAGAGAUAAAAGUUUGGGUCUCAGGGUUCAAAUACAAAGAUGAGUUUCUGAAUCUGAAAACACUAGUGAUAAAAAGUGUAGCCCUUCCGUUGGCAAUUUCAUCGGGAUUGAGCGUCGGCAAAGAGGGUCCCUCAGUUCAUUAUGCCACCUGCUGCGGUUUUGUCAUCACCAACCUCUUGCUCAAACGCAAUCUGAGCUUCUCACAUCAAUCAGAAUACCUUAUAGCCUCUACGGCUGGCGGUGUUGCCGUUGCCUUUGGCGCACCAAUAGGAGGUGUGCUGUUUGCGCUUGAGGAAAUGUCAACAUCCUCUUAUUUCAACUUAUCUGUGCUGUGGAAGUCUUACUACGUUGCACUAGGCGCAGUGGCCACUUUGCAGUACAUGAACCCAUUUAGAAAUGGCAAAAUUGUGCUCUUUGAAGUAACGUACGAAAAUAAUUGGAGGGUACAGGAAAUACCUGUGUUCAUUAUUCUAGGAGCUUUUGGUGGACUAUAUGGCCUGCUGGUCAGUGACUGGAAUAUUCGUUAUGUGAAUUUUCGCAAAACUUACCUUCAGAAGUACAAAUUACAGGAAGUUGCGCUGUUAACAUUGAUCACCGCUCUGCUUUCUUAUUUUAACGAAUUUCUGAGGUUGGACAUGACCGAAAGCAUGGGGAUUCUCUUUCAUGAAUGUACCGUUGACGAUAACGGAUCUUUGUGGACCCAUAGAAUCUGUCAACUAGAUUCCAAUACUCAUGGAAGAGUGUUCAUUCAAAUUUUCUUCUCUCUGGGGAUUGCGACAGUACUGAGAUCGCUGUUAAUCAUCAUUUCGUAUGGCUGCUCUGUCCCUGCUGGUAUUUUUGUCCCUUCGAUGGCUGUAGGUGCAACUUUUGGCCGCGCUGUUAGCCUGAUUGUCGAACGGUGGAUCACCGGUCCUAGAGUUAUUACUCCCGGAACAUAUGCUUUUCUAGGUGCUGCCGCUACUCUAAGCGGCAUAACAAACCUGACAUUGACCGUUGUGGUCAUAAUGAUAGAACUCACGGGUGCGUUUUCGUAUAUUAUACCUUCCAUGGUUGUUGUAGCCGUCACACACCUUGUUUUGAAGUCGAUUGGCGCGAAGGGAGGUAUCGCAGAUCAGAUGAUUACAGUCAACGGAUUCCCCUUUCUCGAAAGCUUGGAAGACGAAGCCAGACAUCUUGAAGGUUACACAGUUCGUGACAUCAUGUCCGGUGUCAUUGCCUCUGUCCCCGACGAAAUAUCCCUAGCGCAUUUAUUACAGUUUUUGGAUACAAAUAACGCCUACAAACAGUAUCCCGUUGUGGAUAGCGCAUCUGGUCAGUUUUUGGGUUAUCUGAAGCGAUCUGUCUUAUGCGUUGAAGUGGCUGUGGCUGUGGGAAAUAAUAUCGAAGCUUCUUCGAAAGUCAUUUUCAGUAAGAGACGAGAGGUUUCAUCGUAUACGCAAGAGGAUUCGAUAGACUUCCAACACCUUCUUAAUCGCUCUCCGGUGUUGAUAUCCGAGCAGUCCUCUUUGAAACUGGCACAUUACUACUUCCGAACACUGGGAUGCAAAUUUGUCGUCGUCGAAGCAAAUGGCCAUCUAGAAGGACUUUUGACAAGAAAAGAUCUUCUACGUUUUGAGAGACUCAAGCACAAAGAAAUGCAUGGGCCACUUUACGCUUUCGAUACCAGAAUGGAAAACAAGCUGUCAACUUUUAUACGGAGUCUAUUCAAGUUGUCAGAAACUUAA